Molecule: messenger RNA, 6995 nt
Organism: Lytechinus pictus (painted urchin)
Lineage: Eukaryota; Metazoa; Echinodermata; Echinoidea; Temnopleuroida; Toxopneustidae
Exons: 21
Coding region: 439-4347 (1302 amino acids)
Biological process (GO): netrin-activated signaling pathway
Cellular component (GO): membrane
Molecular function (GO): netrin receptor activity; protein binding
Source: RefSeq, a predicted model, not a curated record
AAGGGAGAUAAUGAUGGUUGGACUGCAUUACACAGAGCUGCUUACAAUGGUCAUGUUGACGUCAUCAAGUAUCUGAUCAGUAAAGGAGCUGAGGUCAAUAAAGGGGAUGAUAAUGGCUCGACUGCAUUACACAUUGCUGCUAAGAAAGGUCAUGUUGACGUCAUCAAGUAUCUGAUCAGUCAAGGAGCUGAGGUAAAUAAGGGUAGAGAUGAUGGUUGGACUUCAUUACACAGUGCUGCUUACAAUGGUCAUGUUGACGUCAUCAAGUAUCUGAUCAGUCAAGGAGCUGAGGUAAAUAAGGGUGAUAAUGAUGGUCGGACUGUCUCACACACCGCUGUACAGAAUGGUCAUCUUGAUAUCACUAAAUACCUGAUUAGCAAAGGAGCUGAGGUGAAUAAAGGAGAUGGUACUGGUUCGACUGCAUUACACAUUGCGGUUAUGCAUGGUCAUCUUGAUAUCACCGACUAUCUGCUCAGUGAUGGAGCUGAGGUGAAUAAGGCAACACGAGACAAGUUGAAUACCAAGGACGAUACAGCACCCAUCCAUCUUGCUAUAAUACAUGGUCAUACAGCUAUCAUCGAAAAGUUGAUAUCCAAUGGAUGUGAUCUCAAUUUACAGUCAUCUGACGGCCAGACCUGUCUUCAUAAAGCUAUCAGAUUAUGCUACAAGAACGACGUGAUAGUUCAAAACACUGAUACACUCAGAGAGAUAUCCAACGAGUACUACAAUGGCGGGUUAUCUCCUAAUGAGUCCUUGGUGUUUUAUCUCAUUGAGAAUGGCGCCAAGCUAGAUGUAAAGGACGACACAGGCAACCUACCGAUCCACUAUGCCAAGGAUGAACUAGUCAGGCAGAUGAUAUUGUCAAGGUUAUCUUCAUUGGAUGAGGUAAAAUCUACAAGAGAACUCACUAAUAGGCCAUUCACCUCUCCCGAGGUUUCUGCAGAAGUAAAAAGUAAUACCAGUCAGGAAAUCAAACUACAAGACCAUGGGAUAUCGAUGUACAUUCCUCCUGGAGCAGUUCCACAUGAUGACUCUUGUCAGAUCACACUGGCCAUCAUAAGAGACAAUCCUGGUGUUGACAUCCCAGUAAGUGAAUCAAUGGCCUGCUGUGGGAUCAGGUGUGACCCUCCAACCGUGAUCUUCAACCAACCUGUUAAAAUAACUAUACCACACUCUAUCUUUGUCAUCAAUCCACAGCAGGUGAAACCAGACAUCGUGUACCGCGUAUGGGAUUCUGUGAGUGACCUACCCAAAACUGUCAGAAUGAGGUCAUCCAGUUCACCGGACCAACCACCGUACUCCGAAGUUUAUAAGAGUCAUCUUGAGCUGUACAUUGGUCACUGUGCUGAUUGGUGGGUUCUGAUUCCUCUUAAACAACAUGUGAUCCGACACCGGCUUCUAUGCACUCCAUACAUCCCAGACUAUAUACAGAGGGGGCAAGAGUUUGAGGUUAGCCUUCAUGUGCAUGCCGACAUUCCUGGGAUUGAAAUGGACAUACAAGAGGAGAAUAUGCAGCAGUUAUUCCGUAAAGGGCAUCGCUCUGUUCCAUUCAGCGUUGAAGCGAAUUUUAAUGACGUCACAUUGACUUGCUAUCAUGAGGAGGAACAAAUUGAAAGAAAGAUCCUUCGUUCCAAGGACAUUCGAACCAAGAUGAGUCAGAAUGUAAUGUUUGCCAUUUCUCCUCAAGGGGAUGAUGAAGACUUUACAAGAAUUACCAUCACAAUUACACAGGCCGGAAAUCUCGAAGUGUCACAAUCCAUUGUUUUCGUCAUCAGAUACACAGACAUGCCAGAAGGACGGACACACGAAUUAUUUUACGAGGCCACGUCCUUCGUCAGGGCAGUGGAAGAAGCCAAGCACAGUGACUUCCUAACAGACGCCGAUGUCCUUACAAUAGCCCAGACAAUGACCGUCAACCAGUUCUAUGAUUUGGGCGUAGCUCUUGGUUUUACCAUUGCUGAGUUAGAUCGCAUCGAGUACAGAAGAAUUAAAGACAGACAGCAGGCUACCUACGACAUGCUUGUUAUAUGGAGAGAGAGGCAACCGACUGUUCCUGAAGCAAAGAACAAGCUCAUCUUACUAAUGCAAUCAUUAGAUUCAACAACUGGACAUAUAUCUUUUUCAGACAUCGAAGCUACUCAGGAGAUUCCUGACACCACACUGCUAGCAAUUGCCCGUCAUAUCAGCGCAGAGAAGUUCUUCGACAUUGGCGAAAAACUCGGAUUUGACAAAUCAGAGCUACAGCACAUCGAGUACAGGACAUUAUACAAUAGGAAAGACGCUAACAUCCAAAUGCUCUCAAGCUGGAAAGCAGACCAAACAUCAUUACCUGAGGCAAAGGAGACAUUAAAGAGGGUUUGGGAGUCUGUAAAUCGAUCCUCUGAAGCACAUGACUUAAAAGGAGGAAAACGAGGAGAAGAAUCGAAAGAACAUGAGCACGACGAUCACCACCAUGGGGAAGAAAAUAUGGAGGAGAAGGACAUUGACCACUACGACGACAACGACGACGAAGAAUAUGGUGUUAUAGAUGACGACGAGACCUUUCAUGAACAAAUGACAGAUGGGAAUGAGUGCAAUGAGCCUGAAGUCUUGGAGGUCAUCAGAUAUGCAGAGUCAACAAUCCUAGAUGUAGAGGAGGCCGGUGAUGAUAAGGACCAAUGUGGAGGUUCACCGACUACUUGGGAAUUGUGCAGCGUCGCUCUACCGAUAACGAGUCUGUCUUUGGCGUGGGAAUUGGGUAAAGCUCUACGCGUAGAUGACGAAGACAUAGUGGGUUGUAUAACUCCGUCUAACCCUGCACCAAUGAAGAAACUAGCAAGGCAACUCCUCAAUAGAUGGAGAAAACGUUUAGAAAGCAAUGAAAGGGAAAAGAAGAUAACAAAGAUUCUUCAUGAUUACAACAUCCAGGACGGCAGUAAAGGUCUUGAAGAAAUCUCUAAGGAGAUUUUUACAACUCCAGAUCUUCUUGUCCUCUCCCAACGGCUUGACCAGUCAGCAUCUGAAAUUCUUCGGCUGAUGUGUUCGUCUUUGACACUUGAACCUAACUUAAUACGACAGAAUGCCGUUCUUUGUAUGCUACAAACAUGGGUCAAGCAGGGAGGAAGAAGGCAGAGGCUUCUCGAAAUUGCCCAUGCUUUCCAUUUCAACGAUGCUGCCAAAAAUAUUGGAAUAGCAAUGGAUCACCACCCAGGCUUCUUGGAUCACCAUUCGCAUGGGAUGAUUGGUCAUGAUGGUGGUGAGUUGAAGCUAGAUGAACCUGAUAUCAGAAUAUCCAUCCCUCCAGGAGCAAUCCCCAAAGGAAUGGCAUCAGUUGUUAUCCUUACCGUUCCAAGACGAAGUUCACCGAAGUUCCCUAUGGGAAAUGGAGAGAUUCUCAUAACACCAAUCAUCCAAUGUUCGUUCUUUGAAGAACUUCUCAAACCUGCUUCUAUUUCUCUUCCUUACUGCGUCACUUCAGAGCGAUGUGAAGGGGAUAAAGAUGUGGUGUGCUUUAAAUUUUAUACCAAAUUAAAACCAGGUACAUUUGGAUACAGGACUUUAGCCCCACAGACAUCGAGUUUCAAGAUCACGGAAGACAAGAUUGAGUUUUCUACGUGUCAUCUUCAGUUAUGUGCAUUGUCAUCAACAAAUGUCCAUGGUGUUCAAUUCACAUGUACGGUGUUUCAUACUUACUGUUCCCAAAUACCGAGACUCUGUGUUCGUGUCGCUCACCCCUACAGCGAAUACCUUACAGACGUCAGCAAACGUCACGAGACUCUGUCAAAAGAGUCAUAUCAAGAAACGACUGUUUUCAAAUUCAAUCUUCAAUCAUCGGAAGAUGAAAUCAAGCUUUGGUGUCUGUCAGACUUACAGACGGGCCAUGAAACGGUUCCUGUUCAUUGCCUGCUCGUCGGAGGAUGCCAUUCCUGCACCUUUGAUCUACCGCCCUCUACAGCAAAUGAGAGAAAAGUUAAAGCAUGUCUUCGUAUUAACCAGGGUGCAUCAGUGCUCACAGAACAUCAAAUUACAAUCUCUAAAGAAGCUGAACCAGACUAUGCCAUCUCCCCCACACGAGACAGAAAGAGGUUUGCAUCAAACAACAUACUACAGGUCCUGUCCGAUUUGGUAUGUGAGAUUAAGGAUGCUCGGGAACUUGGCUACAAACUUGGUUUCUCUUACUCAACGGUGGAGAAAUACUUGGUCAGAGCAGACUCCUCGGCUAGGAGUGUCUCAAGAUCGGGUCUUCGAGAAAUGCUAGAGCAUUGGAGACGGCAUGUCCGACCCAGUGAGCAGGUUGAGAAACUCCAAACUUGCCUGGGAGCUGUUGGCUUAAGACAUGAAGCUGAAAUCCUCUUUGACAAAAAUUAGUCUUAGGUCCAUUUCUGACAUCUUGUUCUCCGAAUAUGGACAAACUUUUUCAAUUCAAUUCGAAAAUUCAAUUAAAAUUCAAUUUAUUUCAUUCAAAAUUAAAACAAUUACGAGGUAAAAAUAUAUGUACCAUAAAAUAGAAUGUGGAGAUAGCUUGGAAGAAUAUUUAAGUCUUAUGAAAUUCUGCAACCAAAAUAGGUUCAUAUCACCUAAGGCCACAGCACACCUUGCGACUGGUCUAUGAUCCGACUUUGGAAGAAAAAAAAUCGCAUUUUCCUCAUUUUGUAAAAACGUGAAUGAAAAGUAUAUUUUUAUUAGAAGAAUAGUAAAAUAGCAAUUGUGGAUGAUUUCAAGCCUUUACUUUUGAGUAAAGGCCAAAUUAGUUUCAAAUCGUCGCCAGUCGUCUGAAUACUAUAACAUCAAUACGACCAGAUAUUGAAUUCGUUUUUAUAUUAAUAAAAUAGCAAAGUCACAGAUUUGAACAUAGGUGUUUGUACGAUGAUUGAUAAAAUAACACAGUAAGAUAUUUCAUGUCUCCAUAUUAACAUCAAAUGGUACUACGUUUUACUCCAAAAUCGGGUAGCAGACAAAUCUGUACGCGGUAGCCUUAAAAGUGUAAAAGCACCGAGGCAUCGUAUUUGUUCUGUAUCAGUAUAGACUCUUUGAUUAUAAGUAUGUAGGCCUAGUUAACAUUGUUUCCCUUCAUAUGAAAAAAAAAACACCAUUUGCAUAUAGACACAUAAUUGAUCAUGUCAGGCCAAAGUUUUUAUUCCUCUUAUUUGUCCAGUAAAAAUAUGGUUUUUAAACUCUCAAUACAAAAUAUUUAAGCUAUUAGAAUAAGUGUGUAAUAUUGUUAAAAUUUACAAUUAGAUUUGAAUUAAGCAUUUGAUUUCUCUCCUGGGUGUAACAUAUAAAAACAAUGACGUAUAUAUUUACUUUAGCUCUAUAUUCUUAUUUCAGUCGUCAUGUUUUUCAACUGUACAUAUGUUUUAGUGAUAAAAACAGCCCAUACUGAACAAGGAUAUACUAAUCUUGUUUUGAUAGUGUUAUAUGUUAUAUAUUGUUUGGUAUGUCGGUAUAUACAUUUAUAAUCUCCUUGCAAAGUUAUAAUAGUUUUUAUGAUUUUAUUUCAAAUGUUUAGAAUAGUCUAAUGGACGUUUGAAAAAUUUGCUCUGAUACAUCAGACAUAAUUAAAAUACAAACUGUGUUCUAUGAUAUUAAAAAAAGAUAUAUUAUAAGUUUAAAAAUAUAUAUUAUUCAAUUCAUUAAAACCUGAGAAAUGAUCGUUGUUCAUAUUAUAUUCAAAAUGUCAUAAGAUUAAAACUUACGAGCGUUUCAUUCAUUGCAUUUGAUAUGGGAAAUUAAAUACAUUAUUGUUAAGUUGCUAUGACAACUAUUUAAUAUGGGCUUAUGUCUAAUUGUUUUAAAGAUAAUAACGGUGUUUCUGUUAAUACAUGCAUAUUCUUUCUAGAUAAUAGAGACAACGCAAUGUAAAUAACUCCAUUCUAUAUGACUAUCAUUUAACCAUUAGGCCUAAAAGCCACCUGUAAAUUUCACAGGCCGAAGUUUUCUUUUAUCCCCCCCCCCCUUGUAUAGAACUGGGGAACAUGUACGUGUCUAUCUAGUUAUUCGAGUAGGGCUGUAGAUAUAUGUUUUCAAUUUGAGAACUGCCAUGCUUAUAUUAGUUUUAUUGCAUUUUCCUCAUUGUUACCAAUGAAUGAAUUCUGUUUAGGAUCUUCUUCUACAAAUUAAAACUCAUUACUGGUCCAUAUAAGUUUACAUUUAUACCCUUCUAUGCAGUACAUGUACAUACAGUAUAUAGUAAAUUACUAUCAUGUAAAUAGAUACAUGUAUUUAAACCAAUAGUGUAUACAUAAUUUGCUUCUAUACGAAUACAUGAUAGUAUAGUCAUCAACAUGCUACUAUAAUUAUAUUUCUUGGUUUUAGUCUUUUUUAAACGUAGAGCCCCCAAAUAUGAAUGAAUAAAAAAAAACAUAAAAGCUACACUUGCUUUCUCAUGUUUUUAUUAACUACACGAACAAGGAGCUGCGAUUUGUGUACAUAACUGUUACUUACAUUUAUAUACGCGAUGCAACGUCAUUACUUCAUUCAUUACUCUCUAACAAAUGGUUUACCAAAUAGGCCUAUUGGGUAAAAUGGGAAUAUGCAUGUUGGUUGGGUAAAACAAUAUAAAUAUUUUGUAAAUUUUACGCAAUGUUGCGUUGAAAUUGCCCAAAAUGGGUUUAAAAAAUACACAGCAAACAUGCAUGUUCCCUUUCUACCCAAUAUUGGGUAUAAUAUUUUACUCAGUGUUUAUAAAGUGUAAGAAUAUAUUCACACAAGAUAACAUGUCCAGAUAAACUCUUUUUUUUUAGCAUGGUCCUGUUAACAUGAAUAAGAUAUGAGCAGUAUCUUCAAUGCUAGAAAGCGCAUUAUUUCAAAUCCAUUUAAGCAUAAUUUUAGGUUUAAGUAUCUUAGCGAACAAAAUAAUUUAUUCAAUAUCUUGAUUUACUUUCUCUAUAUAUUUUGUAUAUUAGGUAUUCUUGUUUCCUAUGUCAUGUAUGUUGUAAGAAAGUAUCUCGGUAACAGAUGAAUGUUUUGUACAUGUAUAAAUCUAGAAACACUUGUAUUUAAAAAAGGCUUGAUAC